CGCGCCUCGCCGCGCUCCUCCCGCGCUCCCCGCGCCGGGCUCGCUCGCAGCCGGACACAGACUCUGCCUUCAGCUGCCGGCGGAUCGGGCUGGAGCCGCCGCGGCUGCUGCGGAAGAGAAAAAACGGCCAACAGCAGCUCCGCGGCGGGCCCAGCAGCGCCUGGCCCCCAGCUCAGCCCCCGGAGUGCGGAGCCGCCCAGAUACUUUCUGAGUGCCUACUAUGUGCCAGCCUGUGCUAGGCACUGAGGACACAGGUGGAAAAGCCCGAAUUGCUCCCUGCUCUCCUGGCGCUUAUCACCCCGGAGAGUUAUGUCAUGCCCAGGCCAGCAGGGGGCUCCAUGAGGAUUCAUAGAAGAUGCCCCGCGUCUCGGCGCCUUUGGUGCUGCUUCCUGCGUGGCUCGUGAUGGUCGCCUGCAGCCCACACUCCUUGAGGAUCGCUGCUAUCUUGGACGACCCCAUGGAGUGCAGCAGAGGGGAGCGGCUCUCCAUCACCCUGGCCAAGAACCGCAUCAACCGCGCUCCUGAGAGGCUGGGCAAGGCCAAGGUCGAAGUGGACAUCUUUGAGCUUCUCAGAGACAGCGAGUACGAGACUGCAGAAACCAUGUGUCAGAUCCUCCCCAAGGGGGUGGUCGCUGUCCUCGGGCCAUCGUCCAGCCCAGCCUCCAGCUCCAUCAUCAGCAACAUCUGUGGAGAGAAGGAGGUCCCUCACUUCAAAGUGGCCCCAGAGGAGUUCGUCAAGUUCCAGUUCCAGAGAUUCACAACCCUGAACCUCCACCCCAGCAACACCGACAUCAGCGUGGCUGUAGCCGGGAUCCUGAACUUCUUCAACUGUACCACCGCCUGCCUCAUCUGUGCCAAAGCAGAAUGCCUUUUAAACCUAGAGAAGCUGCUCCGGCAAUUCCUUAUCUCCAAGGACACGCUGUCCGUCCGCAUGCUGGAUGACACCCGGGACCCCACCCCGCUCCUCAAGGAGAUCCGGGACGACAAGACGGCCACCAUCAUCAUCCACGCCAACGCCUCCAUGUCCCACACCAUCCUCCUGAAGGCAGCCGAACUUGGGAUGGUGUCAGCCUAUUACACAUACAUCUUCACUAAUCUGGAGUUCUCACUCCAGAGAAUGGACAGCCUUGUGGAUGAUCGUGUCAACAUCCUGGGAUUUUCCAUUUUCAACCAAUCCCAUGCUUUCUUCCAAGAGUUUGCCCAGAGCCUCAACCAGUCCUGGCAGGAGAACUGUGACCAUGUGCCCUUCACUGGGCCUGCGCUCUCCUCGGCCCUGCUGUUUGAUGCUGUCUAUGCUGUGGUGACUGCGGUGCAGGAACUGAACCGGAGCCAGGAAAUCGGCGUGAAGCCCCUGUCCUGUGGCUCCGCCCAGAUCUGGCAGCACGGCACCAGCCUCAUGAACUACCUGCGCAUGGUAGAAUUGGAAGGUCUUACCGGCCACAUUGAAUUCAACAGCAAAGGCCAGAGGUCCAACUAUGCCUUGAAAAUCUUACAGUUCACAAGGAAUGGUUUUCGGCAGAUCGGCCAGUGGCACGUGGCAGAGGGCCUCAGCAUGGACAGCCGCCUCUAUGCCUCCAACAUUUCGGACACUCUCUUCAACACCACCCUGGUCGUCACCACCAUCCUGGAAAACCCGUAUUUAAUGCUGAAGGGGAACCACCAGGAGAUGGAAGGCAAUGACCGCUACGAGGGCUUCUGUGUGGACAUGCUCAAGGAGCUGGCAGAGAUCCUCCGAUUCAACUACAAGAUCCGCCUGGUUGGGGAUGGCGUGUACGGCGUUCCCGAGGCCAACGGCACCUGGACGGGAAUGGUCGGGGAGCUGAUCGCUAGGAAAGCAGAUCUGGCAGUGGCAGGCCUCACCAUUACAGCUGAACGGGAGAAGGUGAUUGAUUUCUCUAAGCCAUUCAUGACUCUGGGAAUUAGCAUUCUUUACCGCGUUCAUAUGGGACGCAAACCCGGCUAUUUCUCCUUCCUGGACCCAUUUUCUCCGGGCGUCUGGCUCUUCAUGCUUCUAGCCUAUCUGGCUGUCAGCUGUGUCCUCUUCCUGGUGGCUCGGUUGACGCCCUACGAGUGGUACAGCCCACACCCAUGUGCCCAGGGCCGGUGCAACCUCCUGGUGAACCAGUACUCCCUGGGCAACAGCCUCUGGUUUCCGGUCGGGGGGUUCAUGCAGCAGGGCUCCACCAUCGCCCCUCGCGCCUUAUCCACCCGCUGUGUCAGUGGCGUCUGGUGGGCAUUCACGCUGAUCAUCAUCUCAUCCUACACGGCCAACCUGGCAGCCUUCCUGACCGUGCAGCGCAUGGAUGUGCCCAUUGAGUCAGUGGAUGACCUGGCUGACCAGACCGCCAUUGAGUAUGGCACAAUUCACGGAGGCUCCAGCAUGACCUUCUUCCAAAAUUCCCGCUACCAGACCUACCAACGCAUGUGGAAUUACAUGUAUUCCAAGCAGCCCAGCGUGUUCGUGAAGAGCACAGAGGAGGGAAUCGCCAGGGUGUUGAAUUCCAACUACGCCUUCCUCCUGGAAUCCACCAUGAACGAGUACUAUCGGCAGCGAAACUGCAACCUCACUCAGAUUGGGGGCCUGCUGGACACCAAGGGCUAUGGGAUUGGCAUGCCAGUCGGCUCGGUUUUCCGGGACGAGUUUGAUCUGGCCAUUCUCCAGCUGCAGGAGAACAACCGCCUGGAGAUCCUGAAGCGCAAAUGGUGGGAAGGAGGGAAGUGCCCCAAGGAGGAAGAUCACAGAGCUAAAGGCCUGGGAAUGGAGAAUAUUGGUGGAAUCUUUGUGGUUCUUAUUUGUGGCUUAAUCGUGGCCAUUUUCAUGGCUAUGUUGGAGUUUUUAUGGACUCUCAGACACUCAGAAGCAACUGAGGUGUCCGUCUGCCAGGAGAUGGUGACCGAGCUGCGCAGUAUCAUCCUGUGUCAGGACAGUAUCCACCCCCGCCGGCGGCGCGCCGGAGUCCCGCCGCCCCGGCCCCCCAUACCCGAGGAGCGCAGGCCCCGGGGCACGGCGACGCUCAGCAACGGGAAGCUGUGCGGGGCAGGGGAGCCCGACCAGCUCGCGCAGAGACUGGCGCAGGAGGCCGCCCUGGUGGCCCGCGGCUGCACGCACAUCCGCGUCUGCCCCGAGUGCCGCCGCUUCCAGGGCCUGCGGGCACGGCCGUCGCCCGCCCGCAGCGAGGAGAGCCUGGAGUGGGAGAAGACCACCAACAGCAGCGAGCCCGAGUAGUCCCGGCGGCCACAGGACGCGCGGAGGCGGGGCGGGGCGGGCACUGCUGUCAGCCGCGAGCCGGGACUUGUACAGCGUCGACACCUCUCCGGAUUUCGGAGCCAGUCACUUUUCCAAAAGAUCAAGGAGCCUGACGCCCCAGCCAGAGACCGCGCCCGGUCAGGCAGCGGGGUCCACCCGGAGACGUUGCACCCAAGUGGCAAAGGACGGCCCUCCCUCCUGGGCACAAAGACACAUCUUCUCCCAGCGGGCCUUUCCCUCUCGCCAAAAUAACAGAGUAUAGGGUGGGGGGUCCCUACCCAGACCAGUCCAAUGAAUUGGUGGAAUCAUCAGCUGAAUUCCCCCUAGUCAGAGGCCAAUGUACCCUCUGUCUAGUUCUUACCGAAAAAAAAAAAUUAAACUAAACAGGGAAGUUUUUCAUUUCUGGAUUUGUAUAUUUUUGUUAAUGUUCUUUUCCCUUUCCUCCUCUCCGUUUCUUCUUUGUCAUCUUCUCAGUUCUGUUAAUUUGUUUUGUGUUUUUUGGAGGGGGAGGCUGGGUUAGGGAAUGGAAGCCUAAAUAAUCCCCAUUUCUUCUUCUUCCUGAAUUUUGGGAUAUUGCGUUACCAGUGCAUCCGAUUUCAGGUGCUUAACUCUCCUUUCUGUAUGGUGAUUGGGGGCCUGCAGGAGCACAAGAGAAGGGGUCUCGGGAAGAGUCAGAUGGAGAGUCUCAAAAGCAUUGAAGUAAAGUUGUAGAUGCCAAAAAGCAAUUAACUCAUCGGAUACUCAGAGAGACCUUGAAACGCCUGGGAUGUCAAGGGUUAAUCUGUCUUUUCUUUCCCUUUCUCCUUCUGACUUUCACUGUUACUGUGUUUGAUUUGAUCUUUUUGUGAAUGUAGUCUCUGAAGACAGACAGGGGAGGAGAACAGAAUGCACAAAGUGUCCUAGGACUUCGUUUAAGGAGCGGAAAGAGUGGAUAGAAUUUUCCCAUACCAUGGCCUUGGCUUCCCGUGGAACAUGCUGUUCACAGAGGAGGAAGGACUAGGCCACGCCGUUGGUAUGGUGCAUACUUUGUCAACUGCAUCUCUUUUCAACCAAACUCAGUGGCUGCCUAUGAAGCCAGACCCCCAAGACUAUCAAUCAUGGAUUGGGUAGUUUCUUGCUACUUAGAUGUGAGACCUGGGUGCAAGUGUAUGUGUGUGUAUGUGUGCGCGCGUGUGCGUGUGUGUAUUUAUUCCAUAGAAAGACCUUAAGUAAUCAAGAAUUUGCUAGGUUCCUGGGAGAGAGGUGGAGUCUCCUAGUCAAUACACAGUCCUGGGAACCAGGAACUCCUGAGUCCUAACCUCAGCUUGAGCAGUAGCCCCCCACCUUGUAUGACUUUAGGUAAAGCAUUGAACUUCUGUUCCAUCCACCAAAUAGGAGUUACUGAUGCUGUCCAGGUUACCAGGUGACUGCUAGUGACUGCUCUCCAUGUGAGAAGUUUGCAGAGUCCAGAGCACACGUGUGAUGGGAGGGGCGAGGCUUUCUGCAGCUGCUUGACCUUUGCUUGACUUCACCAAUUAGGAGUUUCACGCAGAGAGUUCUCAUUUGCUGAUGGAAAACAAAUUCUAUGCAAUUUCCGGUUGUAAACUUAGCAAAUUCAGAGAGAGAGAAACAAACAGCCACUACCACCACCUCCACCUCCACCACCGCUGCCACCACCUUGAAUGGAAUUGUCCUCACUUUUGUUGCUGUUGCAAAUGUACUAAAAUAAAGACAUCUUUGGAAGAUGACGAGCUUAAUUCAUGUUUUUGCCAUUUGGGUUGGUCGGCAUCCUCUUUAUGCCAGGACAGUUAGUUAGGGCUGCCGUCCUGGGGGCCGAACGGUACCCUGAUUAUUCCUGUGAGGGAUACUCAUUUUGUCCUCACCUGACCUCACUCAUGAAUUUGAAUCCUUUAUCUUUUUUCUCUUUAACCAUCAAAUGACAACAAGCUGUGCAAGACACGUGGGUCUUUUUUUUUAAACCUUGCCUUGAUCCUCGUGGAGAAACAUGGAUUUGGUGGGAAGGGCACCUGAAGGCCGGCUGACCACAGACCCCAAUGGUGCCACUGUGCUCCAACCUGCAGCUCCAUCUCAUGCUUCUGACAACGUGGUUCCUACUGUCAGAUCACAUUUGGGGCGGGAAGGGUGGUUUUUUAAAAAAACUCAUUUUUAUGAGCAGGCUAUCUUGAUCAAUAGCAAACUUUUUUUAAUGGAUUAGUGAAAUAAAUGUCCCUAUGCAUCAUUUGUAGUCUGUUUCUUUCUCCGUGUGGAAUCAAGAUAAGACUGCCAGCGCUAGAUGGUUUCUGUUAGCUGCUGAGGCAAGGGCCGCACCUCGCUCGAGCUGGUGGGUGAAUUUGCAACCAGCUAGUACCCUUCCUUGGUUUGUCUCCACUUUUUAUCUGUUGGUGGUUGGCUUUCUUUUCCAGUCUGUAUUUUCUAUCUGACUCUGUAUACUGUAUAAAGCAGUUUUUUCUUGUCUGUUUAUCUUUCUUCAACUGGAAUAUUUACAAUAAAACAGAAACAAACCCUGAAA
This is a messenger RNA of Macaca mulatta (Rhesus monkey), 5756 nucleotides long. RefSeq names its product glutamate ionotropic receptor kainate type subunit 4 (gene GRIK4). The record is from RefSeq and is a predicted model, not a curated record. Gene Ontology annotation, molecular function: ligand-gated monoatomic ion channel activity; signaling receptor activity. Gene Ontology annotation, cellular component: membrane. NCBI's taxonomy places the organism in Eukaryota, Metazoa, Chordata, Mammalia, Primates, Cercopithecidae. Gene Ontology annotation, biological process: monoatomic ion transport.